UUUUGCAGAUGGUCGCAUGCAGUUGGACACAUGGAGGAGAUGAUUUUCGCAGUAUCCUCAAAACCGUGUCUUUUUGACACAACUGCUGACAGCUACAGGGAUAUAAACACAAAAAACGCUGCUUGGAGACAAGUGUCCACGAUAGUAGGAUUGCCAGGUCAGUUUAGUAGUGAAGUUGUGCUAGAUGUGGCUAGUUAACAUUAGCUAGCUAGCUAACCUCGCUUGCUAACCUCGCUUGCUAACCUCGCUUGCUAACCUAGCCAAUGAGGUGUGUGUGUGAAAAAAAGUCAUAAAUUAUGCUAGUUACUACUCCUGAUAACUUUACCAAAUAAUCAUGUUUGAAAGAGUGUGAGUGUGUAUGUCAGAUAAAUAGUAAUAGAAAUGGUAGAUACUACUGUACCACUGAUAAUUUGGUCAGAUAACCGUGUGUGUGUGUGUGUGUGUGUGUCAGUAGGUGACAUGUUCAUGAUAGCUAUCUAAUAACUAUAGUUAUGCUAGGUAAUGGUUUGGCUUAUCAUGCUAAUGUCUAUGUAGAAGAAGAUUUUAGGAGGAAGUGGAGAGGACUCAGGGACAGGUAUCAGAGAGAGAGAAGGGCAGAGAAAGAGAAGAAGAGGUCUGGGUCAGCAGCUUCAGGCCAGCAGCCUUGGUGCUUCUGCCACAGUCUUUCUUUUCUGGAUCCAUUUAUUGUGCCUAUGGCAACGAGUGGCAAUUUUACAGCCAGACCCUCUACUACGUCAUCCACAAGUGUUGUCGCCACCGGUGCAUCAAGACCCUCAACGUCAUCUACAAGUGCGACCAUCGCCUCCACCGGUGCAGCGAGACCCUCUACAACGUCUACAUCAUCCACAAGUAUGACCACCACCGGUGCAGCCAUGGAAGACGAUGAAAUGGAGAAAGCACCUCUGGAUCUAGGACCACCUGAGAUUAUUAUGAACCUCACGGAAGUGACCACUGAGGACCUCGUUGAACAGGAUGUGGCCAUGGAGACAAACGAGGAGAGAAACAGAAAGAGAAACGAAGAGGAACAACGUCACACCAGGCGUCAGAGGUACCAGCCCCCAGACCCACUGAAUUCAUUUCAGCAGAGGCUCCUCCAAGCCGUCGAGAGGGAUGCAGCCCAACCUGAUGCUCACAUGAAGGAGGAUGAAGAGACCCUCUUUGCCAUGAGCCUGGUGCGAACACUGAAGAGGCUGCCUCAGCAAAGAAAAGCAGCAGUCAAGUUUAAAAUGUAUAAGCUGCUUUUCGAAGCCGAGUUCAAUGAGAUGGAGUCAAUUUAGCCGACCAGCUCACAAGAAGGACAGGAAGAGGAGAAGAGUUGUCUUGUUGUUGUUUUGACCCCCCCCCCAUUGUACCUUUCUUUUCACACAAGUCAGUUCCGUUUAAAUUCAGUCAAUUCAUAAAGUCAUUUGUUUAUAAAGUCUUAGGAUAG
This is a messenger RNA of Salmo salar (Atlantic salmon), 1429 nucleotides long. The record is from RefSeq and is a predicted model, not a curated record. Lineage: Eukaryota; Metazoa; Chordata; Actinopteri; Salmoniformes; Salmonidae.